This is a messenger RNA of Dioscorea cayenensis subsp. rotundata (Guinea yam), 1165 nucleotides long. RefSeq names its product protein STRICTOSIDINE SYNTHASE-LIKE 10-like. Gene Ontology annotation, molecular function: strictosidine synthase activity. Bases 54 to 1061 code for a protein of 335 amino acids. The transcript has 3 exons. NCBI's taxonomy places the organism in Eukaryota, Viridiplantae, Streptophyta, Magnoliopsida, Dioscoreales, Dioscoreaceae. Gene Ontology annotation, biological process: biosynthetic process. The record is from RefSeq and is a predicted model, not a curated record.
CCUCCAACUAAGCUCUCUCAUCUUUUUUGCCUUUUGAAGUUGAAACACCAGCAAUGAAGAAUUUGACCAUCUUUCUCAUCAUCUUCUUCACACUAGAAAACCCAUUAACCUCUGCAUUGCUUGAAAGGGAUAUUGUCAACCUCCAUGUCCAAGACAAGCUCAUCCUCUCAUCAGCUUUUGGCCCCGAAAGCAUCGCCUUCGAUGCCGUCGGCGAAGGCCCCUACACCGGCGUCUCCAAUGGCCGUAUACUCAAAUGGAGAGGCUCUAGUCUUGGUUGGCAAGAGUUUGCCACCACUUCAAACAUCAGGACAAGUGACUGUGAUAACAUAAAAUAUUUUCAUGUAAGUUUAGAGAGUAAAUGUGGGAGGCCAUUAGGGUUGCAGUUUAAUGAAGGCACUGGUGAUCUUUAUAUCACUGAUGCUUAUUUUGGAUUAUUAACUGUUGGACGUGAGGGAGGAGAGGCGGCACAGGUUGCUGUUUCUGCUGAUGAUCAACCAUUUGGGUUCACUAAUGGUUUGGAUGUUGAUCAACAGAAUGGCAUGGUUUAUUUCACUGAUAGCAGUACUCAUUUCCAAAGAAGAGAAUAUAUAUUGGCAGUGAUAGCAGGCGAUGCAACAGGGAGAUUAAUGAAAUACAACCCUACAAGCAAAUUAGUGACAGUCUUAAAAAAAGGGCUUGCAUUCCCAAAUGGGGUGGCCUUAAACAAAGACAACACUUUUCUCAUCGUGGCAGAGACCACUAGAUGCAGACUCCUACGUUAUUGGCUUCAAGGACCCAAAACAGGCACCUUAGAAAUAUUUGCACAACUGCCUGGGUACCCUGAUAACAUCAAGAAGAACCCUAAAGGUGAGUUUUGGGUUGCCCUAAACCAAGAAAAGGUUAAUGGAAGAGUUGAUUGGUCUUUUGAGCGCCCUGUGGGAAUGAGGUUUAGUGAAAAUGGUGAAGUGUUGGAGGUGUUGAAAGGGAGAGUUUGGACUUCCAUUAGUGAGGUGCAGGAGGGCAAUGGGACUUUGUGGGUUGGGUCUGUGGUUAUGCCCUACGUUGGUGUUUAUAAGAAUUAAUUAGGUUGAGCUCUUUUAGGGUUUGUGUUGUAGUUAUAUUUUAUUUGGAAUGGUUUUAAUUAAUUCUAGUUUUUGUGAGUGGUCAGUGUGCUUGUUUAGACUGA